UUCCCUCUCUCCCACUGUCCCAUAGCCGAAGAAAAGGCGGCCAUGGUAUUAUUGCCAAUGUCGCAGUCCAUCGACACACUCCCUUCUCAGCUCGACAACGGCCUCUCUAAAACAUCAUCCUCCAAAUCGUCCGUUACGCACACGCUGCCAACGACAGCCAUACCAGGCGAGGCAGAGCCACAGCAGCCCAAUUCAGAGCCCAUGUUGGCCGAGAAAGCUCCAGAAAGGUCCCCUCGUAUAACACUCCGCCUCCCAUCGCUAUCGCGCCUGAUCGACGCCCGUCCGAAGAAGGCCUUGCCGACAAGAGUGGUAUCAACCAGCGAGGGGAAUCCGAUCGAGGAGGAAGUUGAUGGGGACGGCGACAUCCAAAUGGGAGACGCGUAG
Molecule: messenger RNA, 384 nt
Organism: Mycena indigotica
Lineage: Eukaryota; Fungi; Basidiomycota; Agaricomycetes; Agaricales; Mycenaceae
Exons: 2
Coding region: 43-384 (113 amino acids)
Source: RefSeq, a predicted model, not a curated record